Rhineura floridana is the source of this 1050-nucleotide messenger RNA. RefSeq names its product blue-sensitive opsin-like. NCBI's taxonomy places the organism in Eukaryota, Metazoa, Chordata, Lepidosauria, Squamata, Rhineuridae. Gene Ontology annotation, molecular function: G protein-coupled receptor activity. Gene Ontology annotation, cellular component: membrane; photoreceptor outer segment. Gene Ontology annotation, biological process: G protein-coupled receptor signaling pathway. The transcript is spliced from 7 exons. Bases 1 to 1050 code for a protein of 349 amino acids. The record is from RefSeq and is a predicted model, not a curated record.
AUGGGUCUUAAAAGCAGUCUUCCACUCAUCCCCUUCCUUAAUCCGCACCAAGUUAUAAGCCCCCCUCAAGUCCAGUUUCGUGUAAAUCUUGGCGGAGCGCAGCCGCUCCACCAUCUUCCUGAUGAGCGGCAGGGGAUAACUAUUUGGGAUCGUGAUUUGGUUGAGGGUGUGGCUUUGCAAUGCCCUGUUAGUUUCCUCACAGUCAUUGUUUUCUUUAAACAUAGAGAGAUAAUAAUUAGUAUAAUCCAAGAGCAUCUGAAGCUGAACAGCCACCACUUUGCUGUGUCAAACUUGAUGGUGGUCUGCGUUGGCUCUACCACUGCCUUCUACAGCUUCUCCCAGAUGUACUUCUCCUUGGGCACUGUUGCCUGUAAAAUACAAGGCUUUGCUGCCUCAUUGGGGGGUUUGGUGAGCCUAUGGUCCCUGGUGGUUGUGGCCUGUGAACGAUACCUGGUCAUCUGCAAACCUCUGGGAAACUUCACCUUCAGAGGCACCCAUGCCAUCAUCGGUUGCAUCAUCACAUGGGUCUUUGGCUUGGUGGCUUCAGUACCACCCCUCUUUGGCUGGAGCAGGUACCUGUAUAAGGGGCUGCAAUGUUCAUGUGGUCCUGACUGGUAUACAACAAACAACAAGUGGAACAAUGAGUCCUAUGUGCUGUUCCUCUUCUCCUGCUUUGGAGCACCCCUGUCUGUCAUAGUCUUUUCUUAUGGUCGUCUUCUUCUAACCCUGCGGGCAGUUGCCAAGCAGCAGGAGCAGUCAGCCACAACACAGAAGGCUGAGCGAGAGGUGACCAAGAUGGUAGUGGUGAUGGUAAUGGGCUUCCUGGUGUGCUGGCUGCCAUAUGCUUCCUUUGCAUUGUGGGUAGUAAUGCACUGUGGGGAACCUUUUGAUGUUCAUCUGGCCUCCAUCCCUUCUGUCUUCUCCAAGGCUUCCUCUGUUUAUCACCCCAUCAUCUACGUCUUAAUGAACAAGCAGGUUAGCAUGGAUGGGAAGCAGCUAAAAUCAAGCUGGUCUGGGCAAGAAGAAAGAGUGAAAGACAUAUACUACUGA